GCUGGCUAGAAGUGAUCUCUGAGACGUCUGGGUGAUGUUCCAUUCUUACCGAAAACUCAAAAUUGAGAACUCAGCCAAGACACGCUGGCCUUGCGCGCUGUCACGAUGAACUUCUACGCGUAGACCCCCGGGAUCGCUACAGGUUCAAGAUGAUUCGCACGGACUCUUUGACUGACGGGGAUAAACUCCUGAUCAUCGCGAGUGGAUUCGGAUUCGUCGCUUUCGUACUGGCAGCGACCGUAUGCAUCGUCCAGCCCACAUGUUUCAUACACAGAAAAAUAUGGGGCAAACGGGAACGAGAGCGUGCUGCGCGCAUCAAGGCUGCGCAGCAAAUGGGGAUCCCGAUCCCUCUGGCUGUUCUCUCGCCAGAAAUGAGGAAAAGUCAGCCAUCUCUAACCGAGGAUGAAGAGGACAAAAAGGAAGCCACAACGACUUUCGCUUUCCAAAGAGGCGGAGUAAGAGACUCCACCUACUCCUCCAUGUCGAGCGGCAGCCGCGGCGACGCCUCCAUAAUCGUAAGUGAAAGCGAUUCCAUUCCCGAGACGAGUAUCCCCGAGGAAGGCCUGGUACAGGGACACGUCACGAUCACGGUACGGUUCCUGCCUCAGCCAGAUCUCGAGAACGAACGCAUUGUUGGUCAGCUGGGCGUCAAUGUUAAGGACGCGCAAGACCUACCUCUGCGGCCCUACGGUGGGCUCUGCGAUCCUUACGCUGUUGUUCAGGUGGUGCGGGACGUAAGGAGAAUGCGCAAAAAGAAGAAAGGUCCCUCCAAAAUUUGUGAAUUCAAAACACAGGUCCGACGCAAAACCCAAUGCCCGCUCUUCAAUGAUGGAUUCCUCGUGCCGGUGACGCUGACGGACAUCCGGGAAGGAGGUUUAUGGGUUAAGGUUUUCGACGCCGAGAAAUAUUCGAAUCAUAGCAAUUUGGGAGAAGCCAUCCUUCCGCUUAAGCGAUACGAUCUCGAGCAACAAAUUCAAGAGCAUAUCGUGACCCUCGACCUGUCCUCGCCCUCUACGCACCUCGGAGAAAUUCAGAUGGGUCUCAACUAUUUGCCCACAUCGGAACGGCUGACAAUCAGAGUCUUGAGCUGCACGAAUAUCCAAAUCAACAAAUCGAACGCCCAGGAAAUGACCGAACUCGUCUUCCGAAUGCUGCUCUAUCACGGCGGUAAACUAGUGAAGCGCAAGAAGUCGACACCCAGGGUUGUAGGGACCAUGAGCCCGAACUUUGACGAGAGCCUCACGUUCGACGUUCCUCAAAGCGAAAUUGACAACGUGACCUUCGUCGUUGUGCUUUGCGCUUCAUGUCUGAGCGUUUCCUCGCCCGAGACCCCUGUGUCGCCAACGGCGAGCUUCCAGGAUAGCCCCCGCGAGUACCUCGGAAAGGUUACACUCGGAAGCGGCGUUAAAGGCUCAUGCUUGCGGCAUUGGGAGAGCAUGAAGUUGUCACCGAGACGUGAAGUUGUUCAGUGGCAAGCUCUUGUGUGAUUGGAUCUCAAGCUGUGGGGGAACCACUUCGAGAAUACGAUGAGCUGUUCCUCGGCACAGAUUGACGGUGAUCCCGGAGGGCGAUCCGAAGGAAAUUCUGGCGACUAAUACAAAUUAGCUCUUUAGAGGGCAAAAAAUUGAUCAAGGCGCUCCGGCACUAUUGUUUGUGACAGAAGUGACAAAUCUGUGAUAAACGCGCAAUCUCCAAAAUGUGGAGGAUGAGCCUCUACGUGUUUCACCACUGCUUAAGUCGCCUAACGGAACAUAUAAAGGGCGAAUGAACCUUAUCCCAAUCAAUCAAUUGGAAUAUCGCAUGACAUCACUCGACUG
Molecule: messenger RNA, 1817 nt
Organism: Galendromus occidentalis (western predatory mite)
Lineage: Eukaryota; Metazoa; Arthropoda; Arachnida; Mesostigmata; Phytoseiidae
Product: synaptotagmin-1
Exons: 9
Coding region: 150-1487 (445 amino acids)
Biological process (GO): calcium-ion regulated exocytosis
Cellular component (GO): exocytic vesicle; plasma membrane
Molecular function (GO): SNARE binding; calcium ion binding; phosphatidylserine binding
Source: RefSeq, a predicted model, not a curated record